UGUUUUGUUAGGUCCAACAUCUGCCAUUGACCGCCUUCCGCAUACAAUAAAUAGCAAGCAAGUAAUGUCAUCACCGGCGCCAAAAUCUCCAGAACAAUCAGAUAAAAGCAGAAAAUAUGAUCGUCAAAUACGUUUAUGGGGAGAACAUGGGCAGAGCUUGUUGGAAAGUUCCACAAUUUGUUUGCUGAAUGCAACAGCACUGGGAUGUGAAGUUCUGAAAAGUCUUGUCCUGCCCGGCAUUGGUGGCUUCACUAUCGUAGAUGGAAACGUAGUCACCGAAGAUGAUUUGGGAAUAAAUUUCUUUUUGGACGCCUCAUUUCUGGGUCAAUCCAAAGCAAGAGCCUGCAUGCAAUUGCUUCAAGAAUUAAACACAGACGUUAAUGGUGAUUUUGUGGAUGAAAGUGUUGAUUGGAUACUAUCAAACCGACCGGCAUUUUUCGAUACAUUUGAUGUAGUCAUUGCAUCGAAUCUGAAUGAAAAAGCUUUGUGGGGAUUAUCGGACCGUCUCUGGGAGGCAAAUAUUCCAUUUAUCUAUUGCAGAUCAUUGGGCUUUUUUGGUUCUAUUCGCUUACAAAUAAAAGAACAUUGUGUAAUUGAAUCACAUCCCGAUAAUCGCCAGUACGAUCUCCGACUAGAACAACCAUUUCCCGCAUUACAAAAACAUUUCGAGAGCACAGAAAUUACUAGUAAGGUUCCAUGGCUGUUGGUGCUUAAUAAAUUCCUGCAAGUAUGGAAACAGAAGUACGGCGGACACUUUCCCGCGAAUUAUAAGCAAAAGUCGGAACUGAAAGAAAUGAUUCGCGCAGCAAUGACGGCGGAUGAGGAAAAUUAUGAAGAAGCCAUUAAAGCGGUAAAUACUGCUUUAGGUGGAGGUAAGGUGCCUUCUUCGAUCAAAUCGAUUUUCCAGGAUAAUGCUUGUACAAACCUUAACAAACAAAGUAGCGCCUUCUGGAUAAUAACCAAAGCUUUAAAAGAAUUUGUAGAGAAUGAUAAUAAUGGGUUGUUGCCACUUCCUGGUGUGCUUCCGGAUAUGACUGCUGACACUGAACCAUAUAUAACAUUGCAAAACAUUUAUCGUCAACAAGCUUUACAUGAUGCAGACAACGUUUAUCGCAAAUGUCAGAAAUACUUAAAAGAACUUGGUUUGCCUGAAGACACCAUUAGUGAAAAAACAGUACGCUUAUUUUGCAAAGAAGCAGCUAGUCUAGCAGUUUUACGUGGCACUAAAAUUACUGAUGAAAAUGCUAAAAGCAGUAACAUACUUUCAUUCGUUGAUGAUUUAGAGAUUCAAGGUACGCUUGCUGAACAUUAUGUAGCCCUACGUGCAUACGAGCGUUUUGUAUCGGAAUGUGGCAAUGCACCGGGUGAAUGUUACGUUGAAAACGAUGUGAAAGAGCUUAAAACGGUCGCAAGUAAAAUGCUAUCGGAUUGGGGGGUUCAUGCCUCCAUUAGUGAUGACUUGAUACAUGAAAUUUGUCGUUACGGUGGCUCGGAGAUACAUUCAAUAUCAGCGUUCAUAGGUGGUUGUGUAGCCCAAGAGGUCAUAAAGAUUGUAACCAAACAAUAUAAACCUAUCGACAAUACGUUUUUAUACAAUGCCAUUACUUCCGAAACAACAACAUUUAAACUUUAAAGGUUUGCAUUUUGUAUGCUAAUGCGAAAAAUCUAACAAAUAUAUACUAUCAAAUUCCAAUUAUA
Molecule: messenger RNA, 1698 nt
Organism: Bactrocera tryoni
Lineage: Eukaryota; Metazoa; Arthropoda; Insecta; Diptera; Tephritidae
Gene: APP-BP1
Product: nedd8-activating enzyme E1 regulatory subunit
Exons: 6
Coding region: 65-1633 (522 amino acids)
Biological process (GO): ubiquitin-dependent protein catabolic process; protein neddylation; DNA damage response
Cellular component (GO): cytoplasm; nucleus
Molecular function (GO): NEDD8 activating enzyme activity; ubiquitin activating enzyme activity
Source: RefSeq, a predicted model, not a curated record